Thamnophis elegans (Western terrestrial garter snake) is the source of this 1876-nucleotide messenger RNA. RefSeq names its product ribosome biogenesis regulator 1 homolog (gene RRS1). The coding region runs from base 77 to 1159 and encodes 360 amino acids. NCBI's taxonomy places the organism in Eukaryota, Metazoa, Chordata, Lepidosauria, Squamata, Natricidae. The record is from RefSeq and is a predicted model, not a curated record. The transcript has a single exon. Gene Ontology annotation, molecular function: protein binding. Gene Ontology annotation, biological process: endonucleolytic cleavage in ITS1 to separate SSU-rRNA from 5.8S rRNA and LSU-rRNA from tricistronic rRNA transcript (SSU-rRNA, 5.8S rRNA, LSU-rRNA); ribosomal large subunit biogenesis; ribosomal large subunit export from nucleus. Gene Ontology annotation, cellular component: nucleolus; preribosome, large subunit precursor; nucleus.
CUGACUUUGAUCUAAGAGCCGGCGUGGGAAAAGGCGAGUGCCUUUAUCGGCAGCCACGUGCGAGGCGCUGGUGACUAUGGCUACCCUCCUGGUCGAGGACUUGCUGGCGCGCGCCGAGGAGCGCAAGGCGGAGACCCAGCGCAGCGUGGCGGUGCAUAAGGAGCUGGAGUUGGAGUUCGACGCGGGUAACUUACUAGCGGUGGAUAAAAACCCGGCCCCGCGCGCCUUGGCGCGAGCCUCCUCGCAGCGCGAGCCUCUCCUGCGCGCUUUGGCCCGGGAUAACACUCAGUUGCUGGUGGGUCAGCUGUGGGCGCUGCCGUCGGAGCGGGCGGAAGCGGGCGCGGGGCCCGUGGUGGCCCGCCUGCCCGAACCCUCCACGCGCUUGCCCAGGGAAAAGCCGCUGCCCAAACCUCGGCCGCUCACCAAAUGGGAGCAGUUCGCGCGCCUCAAGGGCAUCCGCCCCACGCGCAAGAAGCGCGGCACGUUGGUCUGGGACGAAGCCGCCAAAGAGUGGAGGAGGCGCUGGGGUUACCGCCGAGCCAGCGGGGAUCCCUCCGGCGACUGGCUCUUGGAGGUGCCGGAUUCGGCCGACCCGUUGGAGGACCAGUUCGCCAAACGGCGCCAGGAGAAGCGGGAGCGGGUGGCGCGCAACGAGCUCAACCGCCUGCGGAACCUGGCGCGCGCUCACCGGGGUCGGGUGGCGGCCGAUCUGCACCCGACGGGCCACCAAGACCGGGCCGAGAUGGGCCGCGUCUCCAUCCUUGCUCGCGUCUCCACCGCCUCCCGCGGCCGCUUCCAGCCUCGCCUCCCCAAGGAGUCCGCCGUGGCGCAGACCAACACAGCCCGCGGGAAGAAGCGUCGCUUCCAGCCGCUGCUGGGAGACCUUGAAGGGGAGAAGAAGCGGCACCUGGAGUUAGCCCGCAGCCUGAGUAGCAAGAAGCCGCCCCUGGACCUGACCCGGGCGGUCAACAAGCAACUCCGCGAAGAGGAGGCCGAAGCUGCCAGAGGCAAAGGGAAAAAGCGCGACCAACGGGGCAAGAGGGGUCGACGGCAGCAGCAGAGGACCGGAAACGCCAAGGGCAAGAAAAGCACAGGAGCAGGUCGCAGAGGGAACCAGGGAGGAUCUGGAAGCUUUAACGGCAAAAGGAAAAGAAAAUGAGCUUUCCUUGGGUGGGGGUUACACUGCUAUCCCAGCUAAACAGCAGACUCAUGCGGUUUAUUUUACAUACUGCUGCAACAAAAUGUGGACUUGCUAAGUUAAACAUUAUUCUAACAACCUAUUCGAACUUAAUGUUGGCCUUUAAUCCCCAAAGAACUUUGUGGGGCCUGACUAAAGAGCAUAUAAAGACAUCGCCAAUAAAUAAAAAUAUAUAAAGAAUAUCUUUGAAAGAAUCUACUCACUUGAAGAAAUAUGUACAGUUCAGACAAUGCCUUUAUUGGGAAUUGGAGUGACUUCAAAGAAUAAAACUUCAAAGGAGUUGAAAUAUAUAGAAAGACCUGCUGUGUUUAUAAUAAAGUUCUAAUAUGCCUUUUUCUUUAAAUGAGAAUUGAAAUGGACACCUCAGCUGCAGUGUUUUUCUGUAUUUCUUUUUCAUGUAUCUGAAUUGCAGUAUCUCCAUUGUUGGCCAGGUUGAAGGCAAAUCACUAGAAGAAUGUUGUGUUUACAUCAUGUUAACUGAUUUUCUUUUGUAUGCGUUGAGAUUAUAAAUCUGCAUAUAAAAUGUCAAAUCAUCUCAUCAAAAUACCAUUUUCAUCAUUUUGACACUAUGAAUCCUGAUUUCAGCAAAACUAGACUUUGUAUGUGGGCAUGUAUGUGGAUAUAUAUACUUAUCCACUGUUCUUACAGCAAGAUUAUAAAUAAAAACCCUAAGUUUAA